This is a messenger RNA of Neogale vison (American mink), 4634 nucleotides long. It is a transcript of the gene RHBDL3, whose product is annotated as rhomboid like 3. Gene Ontology annotation, cellular component: membrane. NCBI's taxonomy places the organism in Eukaryota, Metazoa, Chordata, Mammalia, Carnivora, Mustelidae. The record is from RefSeq and is a predicted model, not a curated record. The transcript has 9 exons. Gene Ontology annotation, molecular function: calcium ion binding; serine-type endopeptidase activity. Bases 109 to 1323 code for a protein of 404 amino acids.
CGGCGCGCACAGAGCCCCUGGAGCUGCGCGGCCGGCGCGGCGCAAAGUUAGCCCGGCGCCCCGGGACGAGCCCCGCAGCCGCCCGCUGGCCCUGGACCCCGCGUCGACAUGGGCGAGCACCCCAGCCCGGGCCCCGCAGUGGCCGCCUGCGCCGAGGCGGAGCGCAUCGAGGAGCUGGAACCCGAGGCCGAGGAGCGGCCGCCCGCGGCGCCGGAGGACCACUGGAAAGUCCUGUUUGAUCAGUUUGACCCUGGGAACACAGGCUACAUCAGCACAGGCAAGUUCCGGAGCCUCCUGGAGAGCCACAGCUCCAAGCUCGACCCACACAAAAGGGAGGUGCUCCUGGCUCUCGCCGACAGCCACGCAGAUGGGCAGAUCUGCUACCAGGAUUUUGUCAACCUGAUGAGCAACAAGCGGUCCAACAGCUUCCGCCAGGCCAUCCUGCAGGGAAACCGCAGGCUCUGCAGCAAAGCCCUCCUGGAGGAGAAGGGGCUGAACCUCUCCCAGCGGCUGAUCCGCCAUGUGGCCUACGAGACCCUGCCCCGGGAGAUAGACCGGAAGUGGUACUACGACAGUUAUACCUGCUGCCCCCCGCCCUGGUUCAUGAUCACCGUCACAUUGCUGGAGGUUGCCUUUUUCCUUUACAACGGAGUGUCGCUGGAUCAGUUCGUGCUGCAGGUGACCCAUCCGCGAUACCUGAAGAACCCACUGGUUUACCACCCGCAGCUUCGCGCGCAGGCCUGGCGCUACCUGACCUACAUCUUCAUGCACGCGGGGAUAGAACACCUGGGACUCAACGUGGUGCUGCAGCUCCUCGUGGGGGUACCCUUGGAGAUGGUGCACGGAGCAACCCGUAUUGGGCUUGUCUAUGUGGCUGGUGUUGUAGCAGGGUCCUUGGCGGUGUCUGUGGCUGACAUGACGGCUCCAGUCGUGGGCUCCUCUGGAGGGGUGUAUGCGCUUGUCUCUGCCCAUCUGGCUAACAUCGUGAUGAACUGGUCAGGCAUGAAGUGUCAAUUCAAGCUGCUGCGGAUGGCUGUGGCCUUGAUCUGCAUGAGCAUGGAGUUCGGGCGGGCCGUGUGGCUCCGGUUCCACCCAUCGGCCUACCCUCCGUGCCCUCACCCAAGCUUUGUGGCGCACUUGGGCGGCGUGGCUGUGGGGAUCACGCUGGGUGUGGUGGUCUUGAGGAACUACGAGCAGAGGCUACAGGACCAGUCCCUGUGGUGGAUUUUUGUGACCAUGUACACGGUCUUUGUUCUGUUCGCUGUCUUCUGGAACAUCUUCGCCUACUCCCUGCUGGACUUAAAGCUGCCACCGCCUCCUUAAGGCACUGGGGGCCCGAGGUCUGAGAGGGGAGGGGAGGGCCGAGCCGCAGCAGGAAGGAGCGCGUUCGGACAUUCUCGUGCUCAGCGCCGUGGAGGCCGGGGAGGACAGGACGCGAGGCUGGGCCACGGUGAGGCUGGGUGUUCAGGUUUGGACAGUGGGGCCUCUUUUCUGAAAGGCCCCUGCUGGGUGAGUUGGAUGCAGCUACUGUUUUUCUAGACUGUUCUGAGGCCAUCAGGCCAGGGCGAAGGCAGCCCUCCCCUGGGGGCUCAGCUUGUUCCAUGAGUUCAGGGGACGCCUCUCUUGUCACGGAUUGACGGCAGCCCUCCUCCCUCUUCCUCGUCCUGAGAUGUCAGGAGGAUCCGAGUGUUGGGUAGGGAGGCAGGCCCUUGUCCAGCUCAGAGGUACAGUUAUAGGCCGAGGAGUGUCCGCUCUACAGCUGUUGGGUUUGGAGCUCCGGAGUGGAGGAGGGCCGUGUUGGGUUUUGGUGUAAGUGAGCCCAGGGUGUGCUCCUGGUGCUGGGCACUGAGGCACGGCCUCUAGUGCUUGGGGCAGGCAGAGAAGGGAGAUGCUGUAACUCCAGGCCUCACUCUUGCCCUUGGGGGUGUCCAGUGAGAGAAACGCAAGCAGGAGGGAAUAAACUUUGUCCCAAGUGCUACCCUAGGCAAGUCCCAUGACCACCUUUGGAUUUCUCCCUCCCUGUCCCCCAGAAUGCUGACAUCUCAUCUCCGUGCCUCGGCAUGCCAGGCCCUGCCUUGUUUUUAGCGCCUUUUCCUUCUCUUCCAUUGCCCUGACCCUACAUUGUGCCUCCCCUUUGGUCAUGGGGACACGUGGGUGUGUGUAUGUGUUGUGUGUGUGUGUGUGUGGUUCAGUGGGUAAGGACACCCAUGGGAUGGGAGGAGAGGCCAUGGAAAGAACGUGAGGCAAGUCAGAGACUGCAGAGAGGCCCUUGGGGGGCAUGGCUGUGUGUGGAAGGGUCUUCAUGAGAGGGGAAAAAGGCGCAGAGAGGUGUGACCCCUGAGGAUCUGGCUUUCAGCAAAGCUACCGCCUUCUUUCCCAUUCCUCAUCCUUUCCAGGCAUCUCCCUGAGAGCUGCUGACCAGUGGGAGACUUGUCUGUGGUAUGGGGGAUGCUCAGGACGCCUCAGCCGGCCUUUGCCAAGUUCCCAUCUUGUUUCCCUUUGGAAUGACCUUCCUGUCUAAGAUAGUUCUGUUUUCCUCGAGAAGGAAAGAGCUUUGGGGGUGUAAGAGAAGCUGGGGCAGGAAUACUGAAGCCCUGCGUCCAUCGAGUAGGGGGGACAGAAGAAAUUCCAAUUUAGAGGAAAAUGGCUUCUAGAGAAUUGUUGGGUGUUUGGAGGAGGGUCAGAGGGGAGGGCAGCCCCUACAUGCAGAGGCUCGAGCUUGGCAGGGACUUGGCUAUUGUCAGCUUCAUUCCCCCGCCCCUGCAAGGCACAAGUGGGAAAACAAGGCCGAGGGAAUGAGUUCUGAGCCGGAGCUGAUACAGCCCCUGGGGAGAGGGGGAGGGGAGGAUGGCCCUUGACAAAAUAGGAGAUUCCCUGUAUACUGCUCUUGGAAUUCCCAAGCACCGACAACCCAGAAAGACAGCUCCAGUCCGGGAGGCAGAGGGAGUGUGUCCCUGCAGGGGUGAGAGCAGGAGCCUAGUCUGGAGUCAACCGGGCCAGACAGCUAGGGGAUCUUGGGCCACUGUGGCUUCCUGUCCUCAGUGAUCAUACGUGAACAGGCAGGGUCUCCUGCAGCCACAGGCCACGCCAAGCCCUUCCCCAUCUUUGCCCGGUGCUAGACAGAUUGUCUGGGUGCCCCCACAUGUCUCUCCUGAGGUCAUGCUGCCCUUGGGGCUGGCACGGCCCUGAGGAAGGUCAGGCCAAUCGGGGGCUGAGCUGCGUCACCCCGAGGCGUCUUGUCUGUAUCCCGCGAGCCUGCCUCUGCCCCUAGGGAGGCAAGGGGGUAGCUGGAAGAGUCUGCUUCCACGGAGAGGAGAACAAGUUGGAAUAGGGGUCUCAGAGGACUUGGGUCAGAAUGGAGAGGGGGGCCCUGGCCAUGGGCUGUAGCUGCCUAACCUGAGUGGUGCUGUCCCUUCCUGGAGGAGCAGAGGCACCCUGUGCCCUAUGGGGAGGCAGGGCGUCGCUCUGUCCCCCACCCACCCUGCACCCGGUGUUCUGGGUUGUGGGUGGAGGGAGUAGAGAGUCUCUCCCACCUUCAUCUGGUGCAGGCUGGAGAGGGGUCUGCCUCUCGCAGGGGUGAGAAGACUGUGAACCAGAAGACUCUAGAAAGGCCCCAGAGAAGCACCCAGAUCCCUCAGGGCUGCAGAUGGAAGUUUGCUACCAAGAAGGACUACCUAAGGUGGACAUCCUACAUGCCAUCAAGAGAUGCACCAAGUGACCCACCUGUCGGCAGAUCCCAAAGGAACACAGAAGUUCUUUAAUCCGCUUCACGCCACACCUGCCCAACCAUCAGCUCCAAACAGGGCCACCCACUGGGGCUCCACGGUCACUCCUCACAACCCAGGUCUCCAAACCAGGGCCAGAGAUCAUUGUCUGGUAAGAAAGGUUUCUGGUUUGGUGUCUGGCUUUCACCGCAGCCGGUCCAUGCACCCUCACCCUGGUGCCCUGCCAGUAUCCUCGUCCCCUUUACCCCUCCUUCCCCGGGCCUGUACAGCCAACGGCCUGGGGUGCCUCUUGGGGCUGUGGAGGGUGGCUGGCCUUCAUCCACAGGAUACAGAGACUGAAAGCUGGGGAUUCCCCAAACAGCAGCCGUAGACUUGCUCGCUCGUUAAACGGAAAAGGAAUCACAGAAACUAGGGAAGGGAGAACAUAUCUUCAAAGGAGAAAUUUGGCUUUAAUGACACUAUUAAUCAUUCAUUUUUUUAAUUAGGAAAAGCUCCCUAAUGAGGUGUUUUUGCCAGCUAAUAGGACUCUCCAUUUCCAUGAGGACCCUUCUUACCCAGAGGAUUAGGGGAGUCAUUGCUCACCAAGCCCAGAUCCUCCCCCAGGGUCCAAUUUCGUUUGCAAAUAAUGCAGAUUCCCGGGUGCAGCGGAAGCCCUUUCCUGGAGUCCUUCAUGCUGCUCCCAGGGCUGGCCAGAAAGCACCACACUCCUCUGCCUUAAAAAAACAGUGCCCAACAUUGAAUAUCCGCCCCACCCCCCACCCCCAGGACUUGAGUAAGUGGGAAACAAAAGGAAACACAAGCUGCAAUGUUUGUUUCUAAAUAUUUUUGUAUUGUGUACAUUCUGUAUAUUUUUGUUGUAACAUAUUAUUUGAACACAGAUUCCAUUAAAGAUUUUUUUUUUAAAGCCAA